AUGCAGUUCUCUAUUGCCGCUAUUGCCGUCGCUUUCGCCUCUCUGGCCGCUGCCAUGCCCACUGAGUCUGGCAUGCAGGACCAGGAGGCUGGCCACGUCCGCUUCCCCGUCCCCAAGGGCAUGACCGUCAAGGAGGCUCAGUCCAAGUGCGGUGACCAAGCCCAGCUCUCUUGCUGUAACCGGGCUACCUACGCCCAUGACACCACUAAUGUCAACAAGGGCCUUGGUGCUGGUCUUCUGUCACACCUGAUCGGCACUGGCUCCGGUGCCGACGGUGUUGGUAUCUUCCGCCAAUGCUCCAAGCUGGAUGUUCAGAUCCCUGUUAUCGUUGCUAUCCCUAUCCAGGAUGUCCUUGACCAGCGCUGCAAGCAAAACAUUGCCUGCUGUGCUAACUCUCCCUCCUCUGCCUCCAGCGACCUGGUUGGCGCCGGCCUUCCUUGUGUUGCUCUUGGCUCCAUCCUCUAA
This is a messenger RNA of Penicillium waksmanii, 465 nucleotides long. RefSeq names its product hydrophobin family protein. The record is from RefSeq and is a predicted model, not a curated record. Lineage: Eukaryota; Fungi; Ascomycota; Eurotiomycetes; Eurotiales; Aspergillaceae. Gene Ontology annotation, cellular component: fungal-type cell wall. The coding region runs from base 1 to 465 and encodes 154 amino acids. The transcript has 3 exons. Gene Ontology annotation, molecular function: structural constituent of cell wall.